Lymnaea stagnalis (great pond snail) is the source of this 8065-nucleotide messenger RNA. The record is from the annotation of a GenBank genome assembly. Lineage: Eukaryota; Metazoa; Mollusca; Gastropoda; Lymnaeidae.
GAUAUCAACAAGGCAUUUUGUCUCUUCGACCAGGACGGCAACGGCAAGAUCAGCAGAAAUGAAAUCCGUGACGUCAUCAAGGCCAUAGGACGUCCGAUGUCCGACAGGGAGAUAGAGGAGAUGAUGGUCAACGCCGACAUCGACGGUAGGGGCCCUUCAGACGUAUCUGUAGAUUUUUUUGGGGGGCUUGUUUGUUCACUGUGGUGUAUGUUUGUAGUCUGUACGACGGCUCGUCUGUGUGGCAGGCUGUUUUCUUUUUCAUAUUGCGUUGGAUUUGCAUGAUGGUGCGAGAGGUCACGGUGUUUUGUGAUGUACAGCUGUCGCGGUGAGCCUUGCAACCCAUGAGGGUUGUAGGUGGCCUCGGAUAUUUCAGGGGGCUCGGAUAUUUCAGGGGCCCAAAGUUGUCUUACUGUCGACUUCAAAUGCAGGGGAACAAGACCGAACAAGAGGCAGGGACGUCAGGAUCUCCCGCUAGUAGUAGAAAUAAAAAAGGGCCGGCUGUGCUGGGCAGGACACUUGGAGAUAAUUUUGAAUGACAGAGGAAUGAAGAGAAUGCACCAGGAAAAUCUCAGAGGAAAACGGCUCAAAGGCAGACCUAGGCUUAGAUGGAUGGAUGAUGAGGAAACAGAUCUACAAUAACUGGGAAUCCAAAAGAUCUAAGUUGAAGGAAGUGGUGAGGCAGGCCAAAGCCAUACACAGGCUGCAGCGCAAUACGGAUGGAUGGAUGCGUGUGUGGGUGGUGAGUGGGUGGAUGGACACAGCUCAGGCGUAAAAAAAAAAUGCUUCCCAUUAUUAUAAUUCAGAGACGAUUUUGAAAAAAAAAUGUAGUUUUACACAAUACACAGACCAUGACAUGACGGUGAAUGAUAAGGUUACUUGAUGCACGAAUAACUUUACUUUACCUUUUGUGCCAUUGGACAUCCUCCCACGCCCCUCUCUCAUUUUUAUUGUUAUGAGUUUAUUGAUCUGGCUUCGAUCCCCCUUCUCUUCCUGUCUUUAUCUGUAUGUGGAUUUCACGGAGUUUCCACUUCGUCAAAUUUUAAAUAACUCUAGUGUUUUUAAUCAAUACAACCGAUUAAUUGAAUGCUUGGCUAUAGAAGCAGGGUGCAGUUGUGUGUGGUUUUUUUUUUUUUUUACAUCGUGUACGGGUAUUUUGAGAAUCAACCCGGUGUGUCCAAGUGGUUCUAUCUACUGCAGUCUCACUAAUGAAUAAUGUCACUGGUUAUUUAAUUGAUUACCGUGUACAUGGAUUUUGAAAUUCACUAGAGUCAUUUUUUAAAAAAGCUACACAAUUAGACGUAGUACCCGUUUUUUAGAAAUAAAAGAAUAACGGGAAGGAGAAAAAGAACGACAAGGAGAAGGAGAACGAGAACGAGAAGAAGAAGGAGGCUCUUCGAAUAUGAGUGCACUGACGAGCUCCAAACGCAGAUGGCCCAGAAAUUAAAAUGCAAAAUAUCACGCGUUCAAUGUAACACUGGAUAGAGUUAUCAUUUAUAAUGUAACACUGGAUAGAGUUAUCAUUUAUAAUUUCUAUAUAGGAGAGAAUUGAACAGUUGCAAAAAUUCAAUAACACAUGGGGAUUUUAAAUAACCUUAACAAUUCGCCAGACAAUGAUAAGCUCCAAGUAGCAUGCCAAGGUUUGGAGAACGAGUUAAUGGAUACAACAAAAAUAGCAAUAUAAAUAGAUGUAGUCUGUUGACUGAACUAGAAAUAGCCAAAGAAUAAUUUCCUUACGAUGUAAAUCAUCCGAUAGAAGUCGCUAAGUUCAUAUACACUAAUAGGUUACAGAAUGUGACGCGGAAUUUGUGGUUAGCAAUAAGAAUAAUGUUUACAGCCCCUAUUACUGUAGCCGUUGGCGAGAGACGCUUUAAUAAACUUAAGCGCAUUAAAACAUAUUUACGAUCAUCCAUGUCUCAAGAGAGAAGGAAUUCUUUGGCAAUGUUGUCUAUGGCAAAAUGACAUUGCAAAAAAUAUUAAUAUAGAAAGUGCAAUCAAAACAUUUACUGAUAUAAGGGCUAGGAAACAAUGCCAUCGGUAGGCUAAUUGUUCAGAGGCGUAGCCAAGGGGAGCAGGAGGGGACAGUUCGGUAGGCUAAUUGUUCAGAGGCGUAGCCAAGGGGAGCAGGAGGGGACAGUUGUCCCCAGACGCCAGCUUGUUAGGGGCGCCAAAAUGUGCUUAGAUAUUAUUUCAUUGAUAAAAAUAAUGGUUUGAGAGUUUAAAAAAAAAAAAAAAAGGAAAAAGGGGCGCUUUAACAUUAAUCUUGUCCCUGGGCGCCAAACGCUUUAACUACGCCUCUGAAUUGUUUAUACUGUCCAAUUUAUAGGGGCGCUUUAACAUUAAUCUUGUCCCUGGGCGCCAAACGCUUUAACUACGCCUCUGAAUUGUUUAUACUGUCCAAUUUAAGAAAAGCAAUAUUACUUUUCAGUUUUUUUUUUUUUUAAACAACCUAGGUAAUAAACUCAUUACUUAACCCCUAGUUUUUUCCGAGCACACAUUUUUAUGAUUAUAAUUAAAAGGGUCUCCAAAGGUAAGCUUGCCAGGGGCUCCAGCAACCGUAGGACCUUUUCUGUCUCUGCAUUCUAUUCCACAAAAGUAUAUCAUUAAAACUUGUAUAUGCAUAAUAUCAACAUCUUAUGGUUUAACCAUGCAUUACAAGCAGUUUCUUAAUUAAUUUAUUUAUUCAUUAUUUAUUUAUUUAAAUUCAGAAAUAUGAAAGCUGUGAUUUUAUUGCAAAUAACAUGAGCCCGGAAAAAGCAUGAUUCAACAAGUCUACCGGUAACUUCAUUGAAUGGCCAGAGGGACUUGGAAUGUUGGAGCACACAUACACUUGCAUUGCAUUCGUUCGGAGAGUGUAUCAGCUGUUGUGGCUAGGCUUGGAAUGUUGGAGCACACAUACACUAGCAUUGCAUUAGUUCGGAGAGUGUAUCAGCUGUUGCACGAGAACGCCCGGUUCCCAUCGAAGAAAGCUAGUGGGGGGGGGGGGUCGUUAUGGCCUUUGUUUUUUUUUUUGGUUUGCCCCAUGGACAGAAGAAUGACAAAAAAAAAAAAAAAAAAAAAAUUGACAUUUAAUUUCUUUAUUUAAAUCGCACGUGUCAUUUGUGAAUAUAGUUAUUGUGUUUGUUAAUGUGCCAAAUAUUUGUGAAGUAUAUUUAACAAAUAAUUAACAACAAAAAAAACCAAACAAAUAUAAUAAGUGUACAACGAUCAUAAAAAGUUGUGUAUCUCCAGCUUUUAAAUGGUAACACCCAAAAUGGGGACAUAUGGAACCCUUGUUUAGUGAGUGCACUUAGUGCAUCUGAGAUGGACCCUUGUUUAGUGAGUGCGCUUAGUGCAUCUGAGGGUGUCAUUGCUCGUCUCGUCCACAGGAAGUGGGUACAUAGAAUUCAACGAGUUUCUUCCCCUCAUCGCCAACGAGUACAACGCCAAACAAGGGGUAGACAAGGAGGUCAGGGAAACCUUCAGGUCGUUCGAUCAGAACGGGGACGGAGUUAUCUCAGGUGGGUGCCAUGCUGACGGAGUUAUCUCAGGUGGGUGCCGUAAUGACAGAGUUAUCUCAGGUGGUUGCCAUGUUGACGGAGUUAUCUCAGGUGGGUGCCAUGCUGAUGGAGUUAUCUCUGGUGGGUGUCAUAAUGACGGAGUUAUCUCAGGUGGGUGCCAUGCUGACGGAGUUAUCUCAGGUUGUUGCCAUGCUGACGGAGUUAUCUCAUGUGGGUGUCAUAAUGACGGAGUUAUCUCAGGUGGGUGCCAUGCUGACGGAGUUAUCUCAGGUGGGUGUCAUAAUGACGGAGUUAUCUCAGGUCAGUGCCAUGCUGACGGAGUUAUCUCAGGUGGGUGUCAUAAUGACGGAGUUAUCUCAGGUCAGUGCCAUGCUGACGGAGUUAUCUCAGGUGGGUGUCAUAAUGACGGAGUUAUCUCAGGUGGGUGUCAUAAUGACGGAGUUAUCUCAGGUGGGUGUCAUAAUGACGGAGUUAUCUCAGGUGGGUGCCAUGCUGACGGAGUUAUCUCAGGUGGGUGUCAUAAUGACGGAGUUAUCUCAGGUGGGUGCCAUGCUGACGGAGUUAUCUCAGGUGGGUACCAUGCUGACGGAGUUAUCUCAGGUGGGGGACAUACUGACUUGCUGUUGUAACUUUGCAGAGGGACAGACGUAGUAACAUUUAUUAAAUUAACAAUUGUUUUUUCUGUUUCGCUUUAAAGAUCGCAAAAGGGCUUGCCUGUUUAUGUCGCUUCUUUUUGGUGUCUAUUUUCACCAACCUUUUUUUUUCUUCUAAUUUGCGAUUUUUUUUGGUUAUAAUAUAUUGAUUGAUUUGGGCAUCACAGGCCACUUGCUCCGAUAAGUAGCUCCAGGAAAACUUCAAAGCUAGUACACAGCUGAAUCUUAAAGGUUAUUUUAUUGUAAUAAUACAUUUCGGAUAUGGGUUGACCAGAUAUUUAGUGAAAUUUCAAAUCGGAGCGACAAUAUUUCAGCACAACUUUCGUUUUAAAAAGAGAGCUGUUAACAACAGUGCAGCAGUGUUUAGAAAAUAAAUCUCCACCUUUCAUUUAAACUAACGCAAAAAAUGGGGACUUAACAAAAAAAAACAACAACAAAAAUUUCUCCUGGAUUAUUUUCUUAUGAAUAGAAACCCCCUUUCUUGGCACUGCAUUUGCUUAUAGGAAAGUCCCAGUGUGUUAGCCAUUUUUGUUGGAUUGGAAGGACUGAUUUUCAGCCUUGAUUUAGAAGACCUGCUCUGCCGAACAUAGAAGCAGAGAGCUAGCUUUUGUGGCAUUGGACGUUAUGUUCAGCUAAACCACUAUGUUAGCCAAGUCGGAGACCUAUUCCCAUAUCAGGAUUUCGGACAACUCUUCUCAGCUAAAUUACAGACAGUCCAAAACAAUUUGACAUGUAAACAUAUCUGUAGAAAUCCGUACGAACUUUAUGAUACCCGGGAAAAAAGGGAAUAUUCUUCUUAAGGGUUUAGGAACCAAAAAAUCUGGAAUUUUCAGCUUUAUACAAGCUGUAGGAUCACAAGCAGGAGAAACUUAAACACUUUUGACAAUGCCAACAAACACACUUGUAGGAUUCCGUGUCGUUAGUAAUAGAUAUGAGACUUCAAAGACAUGCAGCCUUACGCCAAUAAUAUUGUUUAGCUCUAUGAUUUAACAAUUUGAACUUAAAAACGUGUCCACAAACAUGUGUGGACUACGUAAAAAUUGUUAAGCUCUAAAAUAUUUGCCAGCUUUGAUUUCAUUGAGAUGUCAACAUUGAUAAUCUAGGUUAAGCCUAUAAAAUAUUUUUUAAAAAAAUAAAUAAAUAAACCAGGUUGAAAAUGUUUACCUUAAUACAAUAUACAUAUACAUAUAUACAAACAUUAGAUAUGUUUAUAUUAUAAAAGAAAAUGAGAAACUAUGAACGGCAUUCUGUUGUAUCGCCAUGACAUUAUAAUAGUAAAGAGCAGUUUAGACUUUUAUAACUCUUGGGACAUUAAAAUUUGUUCCUGCUUUGGAAAUUGCUCUCGAUUGCAGGCUAAAUACUCGCUAGAAUCUAGUUAAACCGUUUUAAAACGGAUCUUGAGAAGGGUCUCCUGUCAGAAAGUCAAUCUGGGUUCUAUAAAGAACGCAGACAUAUUGAUACGAGGUUUACGGGCGGACAGCUACAGAAACAAAUGCAAGGAUCAGAAUGUUGAACUAUUCUUCAAAUUUGUUGACCAUACCAAGGCUUUUGACACUGUUAGUAUAGGAGGUCUUUGGAAGAUCAUGGGCAAUAUGGAUGCUGCAGAACGUCAUUUUUAAAUGAUGUUACAAUUCCAUGAUGGUGUUUAGACCAGACUCUGGGAGAAUGGGGAGACUUCUAAACCAUACCCCGUGACAAACAGUGUCAAGCAAGGUUGUGUCCUGUCCCUAAAACUUUUCAGCCUUAUGUUUUACGCCACGCUGCCGGAUGCCUUCAGAGAGGGACGAUUUCGGAAUUGGUCUCAGAUAUCCAACUGACGGUAGGGCACUCCACCUCAAGGGGCUACUCAGAUAUCCAACUGACGGUAGGGCACUCCACCUCAAGGGGCUACUCAGAUAUCCAACUGAUGGUAGGGCACUCCACCUCAAGGGGCUAAAUGCCCCAAAUCCAAGGCCCUGACAGACAUCGUCAAGGACCUUCCUGUAUGCUGACAAUUAUGCCCUAAGAACAGGAGCAAAAGCGGGCAUCCGACAUAUAGUUAUUAUUUUCGCCAAUGCCUACACAAACAAUUUCAGUUUCACCAUUAACACACACAAAAGAAAGAGCGACACACCAGCUUCUCGGUGUACUUAAGUUGAGCCCAACGUCUAAGCAUAUGGCGAAAUGCUUAAAGUGGUCAAUAGCUUCUCAUACCUUGGCAGCACACUGUUCCAAAUCACUACCAUCCAUGACGAGGUUAACCUUCCUAUUGCAAGAGACAGUGCAACUUAUUCCAAAAUAGUCUAAGAACGUAUAGACCAGGCGAGGCAUCACCACUCAGACUAAUAUGAACUCACACAAGGUGGCUGUGCUUCGUAUGCUUCUCUACAUCUGUAGGACAUGGAGGUCUACGUCUGUAAGACGUGGAGGUCUAUCAACGCCAUGCAAAAAAUGUUGAACCACUUUCAUACGACAAGCCUCAGGAAAAUCCUAGACAUAAAAUGGCAGGACAGGGUCCCAGACACUGAGUUACUUGCACAGGCAGGUCUACCCAGAAUAUUGACCACUUUAAUGCUUUAAGGACUUGCUGUGCGACUGUGACACGUGACACGAACGCUUGCCCAAAAGACUAUUCUAUGGUGACACUUUAAUGCUUUAAGGACUUGCUGUGCGACUGUGACACGUGAAACGAACGCUUGCCCAAAAGACUAUUCUAUGGUGACACUUUAAUGCUUUAAGGACUUGCUGUGCGACUGUGACACGUGACACGAACGCUUGCCCAAAAGACUAUUCUAUGGUGACACUUUAAUGCUUUAAGGACUUGCUGUGCGACUGUGACACGUGACACGAACGCUUGCCCAAAAGACUAUUCUAUGGUGAGCUCGAGCACGGCAGGCGGUUUGUUGGUGGUCAGAAGAAACGCUUUAAAGACAUCUGGGCACCCACAGCCAAGUUCACAGUUAGCAUAUGCCAUGAUUAAGAUGGUCCAAUUCGAUUUCAACUGAAAAACCAUAGACAUAUAGAGAGAAAUUGUAUGAAUUCCACCAAUAUAUAAUUUGUAUUUUACUAUGAGACUUAUUAGCAAAAUUACCAUACAAUUUGCACGUCUGUCAUUCUGACAUAUUAGCGAAAUGACAAUACCAUUGGCCUGUCUGUUUCUCCGAGACAUAUUAGCGAGAUGACUAUAUGAAUAAAAGAACCCAAAGGAACAGAGCCAGUAUGUGGUUUGGGCAAGGUGGUUGGCCAACAAGAUCAAGGACCUAAAUGAUUUAAGCUCAGGGCAAAGAGGCUUCGUUUGUCACCGUCAACCUUCCCGGCAAAGAAGUUUUAUACUAUAAUAUUUAUACUAUAACCAUGAACCCCUUUCCAGAGUGCGUGUCCAGUUCAUACGAAUCCAGGCCAAGGCCGUCAUCCAGAUAAGGUUAAGGAGCAUAACAUAAAAUUAUGUAACAAAGUCUUACGAGCAAUAGGGCUCACACUAAUGUAACAGAGAAUCAUGACGUCACUGAUCAAUGGUUCCCACAAGGAGUUAUUUUUUGUUGAUUUUUUUAUAAGACCUUUUUUCUCCAAUCGAUUCCUCUCGCGCUAAUGAGGUCAGCCAAUCAGCCAUCAAGAACAUUAGAAUAAGUGCUGUCGUACACGAGCUGCCAGUGAGGCACAUUACAAAUGUAGGUCAGCGUUUUGGCCUUUUCUCAUGCGUCGGCAGAAACGGUCAAUUUGCUUCUCUUUGCGUCACUCAACCAUGAAAUGGCCCCCAAAAAUUUUAUUAAGUAGAAUUUUUUUUUUUAGUUUGAUAUGCUAACCCAUAAAGUAAUGUAGUGUUGCCUUAUUCUUGAUCACAGCCAGGGAGUUCCGCUGUGCCGUGGCAAAGAUGGGCCAAAAUUUAACAGACGCCGAGGUGGCUGAAUUCAUGAGAAGUGUGGACAAAGAUGGGGA